AUGGCUACCUCCAUAUGUACGGUGGAACUAACCUUAAUAGAUGCUGAAACUAACAAAACUUAUAACGUUGUAGUGAAUGAAGCAGACGCAGAACGAGCCAAAAAUGAUACAAUGUUUGCAACUACGUUGUUGGAGAAUGCAAAACAAUGCCAACAAAUUUAUAACGUACCUGAUGAUAAUAAUAAGGAAAAUAAGAAAUCUAGUCAAGAACAGCAUAAUUGGACGAAGCAAGAGAUAAUGCUAUUGUUAGAUAUAUAUACAUCUAAAGAGAAAGAUUUUCACAGUGGUAAGAAUACAGUGAAGCAUUGUUGGGAGUCAGUUGCUAAUGAAAUGCAGAAAAUGGGACAUGAUAUUAGUGGACAGAAAUGUUGUAUAAAAUUUCAAGCGAUGAAAAGGACUUACAAAUCCAUAAAAGAUCACAACAAGAAAUCAGGAAAUAAUACAAAAAAAUGGGAAUAUUUUGAGCUUAUGGAUAAAAUAUUUAGUGAAAAACCAUGGGUUGAACCAUUAGCAGUUGCUGGUACAAGUUGUAAUACUGACAGUGAAAAUUCCUCUACAGAAGAAAUUCGUGAACAAUUAACGGCAGCAAGAAAAAGAAAAUUAAAUAUAGACAAAUAUUUAGAAGAAAUGUUAGAAGAGAAAAGAUUGAAACGUGAAGCAGAUAAUAAAAAACACACAGAAAAGAUGAAACAACUUGAUGAUAUAAAAAGCUUAUUAAAAAAGCUAAUUGACAAAUAGUUUUAUAUAUGUUUAAUUUUUUAUUUUUAGGGCUCCGACACAAUAAAAGGAAUUUCUUGUUCUUUAUGCAGGAUUCACA
Nylanderia fulva is the source of this 817-nucleotide messenger RNA. RefSeq lists its product as uncharacterized. The record is from RefSeq and is a predicted model, not a curated record. NCBI's taxonomy places the organism in Eukaryota, Metazoa, Arthropoda, Insecta, Hymenoptera, Formicidae.